This is a messenger RNA of Scleropages formosus (Asian bonytongue), 3575 nucleotides long. RefSeq names its product sarcalumenin-like. The coding region runs from base 10 to 2703 and encodes 897 amino acids. Gene Ontology annotation, molecular function: GTP binding. The record is from RefSeq and is a predicted model, not a curated record. The transcript has 7 exons. NCBI's taxonomy places the organism in Eukaryota, Metazoa, Chordata, Actinopteri, Osteoglossiformes, Osteoglossidae.
GCAGUCGGAAUGAAGAGCUCAUUCGCCGCCUGCAGUCUGCUCUCCCUGCUACUCCUUGCCACCGCAGAGUCGGUGGAGGAGACGCUCGGCCACGCUGGCGCGGACGAGGAGCCGCUGGUGCCGCUGAGGCUUCAGGAAGCCGAGAACCGGGGCCUCUUCGCCUGCGCUUGCCCGAGCGGGGAGGAAGGCGGCGACCCAGGUGAAGAGGUAGCUCAGAGCUCCUCCAACGACACGCCUGCCCCGGAGAAGAGCAUUUGCCAGCCUUGUGUAGCAGGGGGAGAAGACUCGAGCCACACGGAAGGGGAGAUCUCUGAAGACCAAGAUGCUACUGAGAUCGCUGAGGAGGAGGGCGGAAACGAGGGCGACAAACCAGAUGAUGAGUAUGCUCCAGAGGAGGACUUUCUGAACUCCGAGGAGAAAGAUGCUGAGCAGGACUUGGGUGAAAGAGAAGAUGAAGGGCACAGCAGAAGGGCUUCUGAUGAGGAAUCCACGGCAGGUGAACAAACAUCUGAGGAGCUUGGUUCAACACUCAAGGAAAGAGUAGGGUCCCUCGAGGAAGAAGAAAACUCUGCUGAAGAUGAGGACAAGGAGGACAUUGUUGAGCUGGGAUCUAGAGAAGGAGAAAAGGAAGAAACAGAGGCAGAAGAUGUGGAUGCGGAAGAGGCUCUUCAGUGGGGAAACAAGCCUACAGAGAGUGAGCAUCAUGUUGAUGAGGUUGACGAUGCCUCGGAAGAAGAGGAGGAGUUGCAAAAAGAGGGGGCCGUAGGUGAUGAGGAGCAGCCUGAAGAGUCCAUGGAGGAAUCCAUCACGGACGAAGAGCAACAGGAGGCAGCGGAGACGGAAGAAAGUGUAGAAACUGAAGAAGAGGAGGAAGACGAUGCUGCUGAACAUGGAGACUCCUCAUCUGAGCCUGUGGAGAACUUGCCCUUCAGUGAUGCUAUGCCCACCAACAAUAAGCAAGAAAAGGGACCAAGGGUGGAAGAAGCUGUAGAAGCUGAGCAGGAAAAGGAGAGGCAGGGGCCUGAUGGAGAGGUGUCACAGCGGGGGGCGGCUGAAGAAGACCCUGUGAGCGGAAAGAAACCAGACGGUCAAGGUUCAGCAGCUGAUGAAGCACCGGCUGAAGCAGAAGUCGACCCUCCGCUUCAAGCCACUGGUGAAGUGGCGCAGCGGAAUGAAAGACAGGUGGAUCUAGAGCUGACAGCCGAUGCAGCUUCAGAGAACUGGGAACCACCGGUUGAGCAUCACGAAGAAAUGGGAGAAGGUGGGGUUGUCCCAGGGACACACGGAGAAGUUGACAAAUCAACUGAGAAUGAUGCCACGGAGUCUAAUUCAGAGGAGGAGGACGAGGAGGACAAGGGGGAGGAGGUGGUCUCCGAUUUGCGAGACAGAUCUCACAUUGAGGAGACAUUGCAGCUUGCGGCGGCACGGCCCACCGACGAGUACGAUGUGGCGCUGAAGAAGCUGCGAAAGAUCUACCAGUCAUCCAUCAAGCCCCUGGAGCAGGUUUACAGAUACAACGAGUUGAGGCAGCAUGAAAUCUCAGAAGCAGAGAUCUCCUCCAAGCCUAUGGUGCUUUUCCUGGGACCAUGGAGUACUGGCAAGUCCACAAUGAUCAACUAUCUGUUGGGGCUGCAGGACACUCCCCAGGAGCUCUACACAGGUGCAGAGCCCACCACUUCUGAAUUCACCGUGAUCACGCAUGGCGAGAAGGUCCGGACCAUCGAGGGCAUCGUGAUGGCUGCCGACAGCGCCCGCUCGUUCUCACCACUGGAAAGGUUUGGCCAGAACUUCCUGGAGAAGCUGGUGGGCAUCGAGAUGCCGCACAAACUCCUGGAGCGGGUCACCAUCGUGGACACGCCGGGCAUCAUUGAGAACCGCAAGCAGCAGGAGAGAGGCUACCCCUUCAAUGAUGUGUGCCAGUGGUUCAUUGACCGAGCAGACCUGAUCUUCCUGGUGUUCGACCCGACCAAACUGGACGUCGGCGGGGAGCUGGAGCUCAUGUUCAGGCAGAUGAAGGGCCGCGAGUCCCAGAUCCGCAUCAUCUUGAACAAGGCCGACAGCCUGGUUCCGCAGGAGCUCAUGCGCGUCUACGGUGCCCUUUUCUGGAGCAUGGCGCCGCUCAUCAACGUUACAGAGCCCCCGCGUGUUUAUGUCGGCUCCUUCUGGCCGUACGCGUACGGCCCGGACACCAGCCACGAACUUUUCAAGCGAGAGGAGAUUUCCCUACUGGAGGACUUGAACCAAGUGAUUGAGAACCGCAUAGAGAACAAAAUUGCUGUCAUCCGCCAACAUGGCAUCCGGGUGCGUAUCCACGCCCUGCUGGUCGAUCGAUACCUGCAGACCCUCCGUGACAAGACGGGCUUCUUCGGCGACUCAGAGCAAGUCUUCAAGGAGAUCGUGGACGACCCUGACCGCUUCUACAUCUUCAAAUCCAUCCUGGCCAAGACCAACGUCAGCAGGUUCGACCUGCCUGACCCGGAGGCCUACCGUGACUUCUUUGGGGUCAACCAUAUGAGCACCUUCAAGCUGCUCUCGUCCCACUGCCCCCUGUUGGGCAGCUGCCUCCUGGACAAGAUCGAGGCGGCCAUCACCGAGGAGCUGCCCAGCCUGCUCAGCAGCAUGGCUGCCGGGAAGGGGCCGGAUCUCGCUUGCAAAGCCACAGCCUGCGAGGACACCCCGACGAACCGCUACCGUCGGCACUGAGGACAACAGGGAGCGAGCGGCCAGAGAAUGGACGGGGUUCGACUCUUGGGAAGGGGGAAAGACACAUAGACCGAGUACGCCAACCGCAGCUUCUGGACAGUUUUACGGGUGAACUAAGAGCAAUGAACCGUCUCGGCUCUCUCCCAUGACGCAACACAACAGAGAAGUGCACAAAACAUUACGUGAAGAAGAGGGAAAGGGCCUAAUUAAAGCCCUAGUUUAAGAAUAUGGAACUGUCCCUAUUGAUUCCUUUCCUGGACACACUGGGAUUGGCCAAAAGAGUUUGCCGUUAUUUCUCCGGACAAGUUCAAUACUUAUUUUACUUUUCGUUAGUGUGGCAGGAAAGGUUAGGAGCUGUCGUCUCAAUUUAUUAGUUGUGUUUAUUUCAAGACAACAAGACCCAGUCUUUCUUAGUAUGUCUUUCCAUGCGAGUCUUGAUCAGCUGUGUACAGGGCCAGCAGAUGGCGUCGUGGUUCGGGCCGUCGUCUUUGGACUAGAAGGAUGUUUUGUCAAAGCCCACCACCUUCUGUGGUACCCUGUAAUUCUUCUGGGAGGAACAUACAAGCUAAAAAAAUAAAUGUAUAUCUUGUGCCAGGAGAUAUAUUUAUCACCAGUGAUUCUGUAACUCUAGAACCGUUGGAUGUUUUCUUGACUGUCUAUGUAUGUUCAGUAGAUAUUCGAAUUGUUGUUGCCAUUCAUGCCACCCCUUAAGUGUGUGAUUACAUAGGAAUAAAACAAAUAAAAAUGAAUGCCAUACUUCAUUGUAUCAGCUACUGUGCCAAGUGUGCAGCAGUUACAAAUGGCUUGUUGCGGAAGCUGUGUUCUAGUACAAUUUCGCAGUAUUCCAAAACAUUUUCUACAUUAUUUAUUUU